AUGUUCAUCAACGUAGAUGGCCAAUCCGAACACGCGGCCAAUAUGUCCCAUUACAACAGUGCGGAGGUGGAAGUAUGCUUAGAGCUUUUGCGCGCACUUUUGCGCCGAGGUCUGACACCAGCCCAGCUUUGCGUCAUAACGUUUUAUCGCGAACAGUAUCGCCGGCUAGAGCGAGCAGCCGACGAAUUGGGUGUGGAGCUCUCCACAGUCGACUCCGUCCAAGGAAGAGAAAAGGAGGUGGUUCUCCUCUUAACCACCCGGACACACGUCGCGCCAGAGUCUGCCGAAUUCCUCGACGAGUAUAGGCGUAUGAACGUAGCAAUAUCCCAGUGUCGCCAAGGUCAGUUCAUCUUCGGACACGUUCGCUCCCUUCGCCGUGUCCCUUUCUGGGGUCGUGUGAUCAGCUGGGCCAGCUCCCUUAAUGCUAUUGUGCCCGCCACAGACCUCCCGCGCUACUUCGAAAACGAGUAG
Necator americanus (New World hookworm) is the source of this 471-nucleotide messenger RNA. RefSeq lists its product as uncharacterized. Gene Ontology annotation, cellular component: cytoplasm; nucleus. NCBI's taxonomy places the organism in Eukaryota, Metazoa, Nematoda, Chromadorea, Rhabditida, Ancylostomatidae. Gene Ontology annotation, molecular function: 5'-3' DNA helicase activity. The record is from RefSeq and is a predicted model, not a curated record. The transcript has a single exon. Bases 1 to 471 code for a protein of 156 amino acids.